This is a messenger RNA of Juglans regia (Persian walnut), 2316 nucleotides long. Its product is annotated as protein NUCLEAR FUSION DEFECTIVE 4-like. Bases 105 to 1898 code for a protein of 597 amino acids. The record is from RefSeq and is a predicted model, not a curated record. Gene Ontology annotation, cellular component: membrane. The transcript is spliced from 3 exons. NCBI's taxonomy places the organism in Eukaryota, Viridiplantae, Streptophyta, Magnoliopsida, Fagales, Juglandaceae.
GGUUGUAUUAUAAAGAAUUAUCAUUAACUUUUCCAGGGAAUAAAAUAAGCCAAAGAUAGCGGCUUUGGUUGUUUUGGAAGAAGGCACCGAGUGAGUGAAUUAAAAUGGAUGGUUGGCGAUGGAGAGAGAGGUUGGGGUCGUUUUUUAGCAACAGAUGGCUGGUUUUUGUGGCGGCAAUGUGGUUGCAAACGUUUGCGGGAAUCGGUUACCUUUUCGGGAGCAUAUCGCCGGUAAUAAAGAGUUCGCUUGGCUAUAACCAGAGGCAGGUCGCUAGACUCGGCGUGGCCAAGGAUUUGGGUGACAGCGUUGGCUUCUUGGCUGGGAGCCUUUGUGAGGUCUUGCCCCCGUGGGCUGCUCUUCUCCUCGGUGCUCUCCAGAACUUUGUUGGGUAUGGCUGGGUUUGGCUCGUCGUCACUGGAAGAGCUCCCACUUUGCCUUUAUGGGCUAUGUGCAUUCUUAUAUUUGUGGGAACAAAUGGCGAGACCUACUUCAAUACAGUUGCUCUGGUUUCCUGCGUGCAAAACUUCCCAAAAAGUCGCGGUCCCGUGGUUGGGAUUCUUAAGGGCUUUGCUGGAUUGGGUGGCGCAAUUUUGACUCAGAUUUAUGCAAUGAUUCAUUCUCCUGAUCAUGCAUCUCUGAUAUUCAUGGUUGCAGUCGGUCCAGCAAUGGUAGUUAUUGCCCUAAUGUUCAUUGUCAGACCUGUUGGGGGUCACAGGCAAGUCCAGCCAACUGAUGGAAGAAGUUUCUCGUUUAUCUAUAGUGUCUGCCUCCUAUUGGCUGCGUAUUUGAUGGGGGUCAUGCUUGUUGAAGAUCUGGUCGAUUUGAACCGUACAGUGAUAACAAUUUUUACCAUAAUUUUAUUUAUCCUUCUUCUGAUUCCAAUUGCAAUUCCUGUGUCAUUGAGUUUUUGCCUAGAGCCAACAGCUUUAGAAGAAGAGACACUUCUUCCUGAGCCACAGAAACAAGAACCUGACACACUUCGACAGGAUUCCAGUGAGCUUAUAUUCAGUGAACUGGAAGAUGAGAAGCCAAAGGAAGUGGACUUGCUUCCAGCAUCAGAGAGGAAAAAGCGAAUUGCCCAAUUGCAAGUGAAACUAUUCCAGGCAGCUGCAGAAGGAGCAGUGAGGGUGAAGAGGAGGAGAGGUCCACAUAGAGGGGAGGACUUCACCUUGACACAAGCUUUAAUUAAAGCAGAUUUUUGGCUUAUAUUUUUUUCACUUCUAUUGGGUUCUGGAUCUGGGUUGACAGUGAUCGAUAAUCUGGGCCAGAUGAGCCAGUCAUUGGGGUAUGAUAACACACAUAUGUUCGUGUCCAUGAUCAGCAUUUGGAACUUUCUAGGACGCAUUGGUGGUGGUUACUUCUCUGAGGUCAUUGUGAGGGAGCAUGCUUAUCCAAGACCAAUUGCGAUGGCUGUAGCCCAACUCAUUAUGGCAGUAGGCCAUUUUUUCUUUGCUAUGGGGUGGCCUGGGGCAAUGCACAUCGGCACGUUGUUGAUUGGACUUGGCUAUGGGGCUCACUGGGCAAUUGUGCCAGCUGCUGCCUCGGAGUUGUUUGGUUUGAAAAAAUUCGGGACUCUGUACAAUUUCCUCACACUCGCAAAUCCUGCAGGUUCAUUAGUUUUCUCUGGUGUAAUUGCUAGCAGUAUAUAUGACAAUGAAGCAGAGAAGCAAGCUCAUCAACGCCAUCACCAGCAGCAGGAUUGGGGAUCAGUUUUUUCAGUCAUGUUUGGUGUGGAUGAACCACUGAAGUGUGAAGGUGCCAUAUGCUUCUUCCUAACUUCGAUAAUAAUGUCUGGAUUAUGCAUUAUUGCAUUUAUACUAAGCCUCAUUCUCGUUUAUCGGACCAAGAUUGUAUAUGCCCACCUCUAUGGAAAAACUAGUUCAGCUCGGCUUAUAUAACCAGAUUAUUCGUCCAGAUCAAUGUUGUGUCUGUGCACUUCGAUCAAGGAUCUUUCAAAUUUCUUCCUUGUUCAUAUCAACAAAAAUAAGUAGAACAAUGGCAGAGGGAAGCAUGCUUUGGAAUUGGAACACUUCCACUCGAGGGUGAGACUACGUUCUUCCCGAUUAUGUUGCAGAUGGGUAACACGACAUGGUUGUGUAUGAUUUUCAUUUUUGCAUUUUGAGAUGCUGUAUUCAAUCCUUUCCCAGUUUGGACAUUAGGCUUGGAAGUUUAUAAAAUCACCAUCAGUUGUGUCCACUGUGCUCUGCAGAUAAACAAAUGUGUUUGUUCGUAUGUCUCUCUUGGUAUUUUUUUUUUUUUUUUAAAUUGUUUCUGUAUAACAAUUUAGCAAUCAGAUGCCUGCAUAUUUCUAUACCA